AGCCCAACUACAACAACCACCACCCCAACAACAACAACCACAACCCCAGCUACAACAACCACUACCCCAACAACAACAACCACUACCCCAACAACAACAACCACUACCCCAACUACAACUACCACUACCCCAACUACAACAACCACUACCCCAACUACAACAACCACUACCCCAACUACAACAACAACGACCUCUCCAACCACUACACCAACUACAACUACCACUACCACAACUACAACAACCACUACCCCAACUACAACAACCACUACCCCAACUACAACUACCACUACCCCAACUACAACAACCACUACCCCAACUACAACAACAACCACUACCCCAACUACAACAACAACGACCUCUCCAACUACAACAACCACUACCCCGCCUACAACAACCACUACCCCAACUACAACAACCACUACACCAACUACAACAACCACUACCCCAACUACAACUACCACUACCCCAACUACAACAACCACUACCCCAACAACAACAACCACUAGCCCCACUACAACAACCACCACCCCAACAACAACAACCACAACCCCAGCUACAACAACCACUACCCCAACAACAACAACCACUACCCCAACUACAACAACCACUACCCUAACUACAAUAACCACUACACCAACUACAACAACCACUACCCCAACUACAACAACCACUACCCCAACUACAACUACCACUACCCCAACUACAACAACCACUACCCCAACUACAACAACAACGACCUCUCCAACCACUACACCAACUACAACUACCACUACCACAACUACAACAACCACUACCCCAACUACAACAACCACUACCCCAACUACAACUACCACUACCCCAACUACAACAACCACUACCCCAACUACAACAACCACUACCCCGCCUACAACAACC
Pleuronectes platessa (European plaice) is the source of this 894-nucleotide messenger RNA. RefSeq names its product integumentary mucin C.1-like. The record is from RefSeq and is a predicted model, not a curated record. The transcript has 2 exons. Gene Ontology annotation, cellular component: membrane. Lineage: Eukaryota; Metazoa; Chordata; Actinopteri; Pleuronectiformes; Pleuronectidae. The annotation marks the transcript as partial.